This is a messenger RNA of Menidia menidia (Atlantic silverside), 1523 nucleotides long. NCBI's taxonomy places the organism in Eukaryota, Metazoa, Chordata, Actinopteri, Atheriniformes, Atherinopsidae. The record is from the annotation of a GenBank genome assembly.
CCCGGGCGAGGCUCCGCCCCUCUUAGCACAAAAACCCCUGCGCGUCUGCCUCCGUCUCAGCAUUUCUCCGCUCAGAACCCUCAGAAAAACACGCGAACGCACCAUGGACGUCCGCAGAGUGCCAGACCACGGCCGAAUGGAUUACGGCGAUUUCGACGACAUGGAAGCCAAGCACGGGAAGGCGAUGCCCUGCCACGAGGAGCGCUUCGACAGCGGCAUGGAUUCUAUCAAAGAGGAGGAGGACGCGCUGGGCGACGCGCUCCUGUCCCUCCGGGAACUGUCCGUGUGCGAAGACCCCGCGGCCGAAUGCGAGCCCUGGAAGACUGCAGUGACGGAAGACGGUGACACGCUGCUCCACUUGGCUGUCAUUCACGAAGCCACCGACCAUGCCCUCCAGAUGAUCAAACUCUCCCGCGGACAGUCGUUUCUCAACGUCCAGAACCACCAAAGACAGACUGCCCUCCACCUGGCGGUGAUCACGGAGCAGCCCCAGCUGGUGGAGAAGCUCCUGAAGGCCGGCGCCGACCCCCUGCUGGCCGACAACGGCGGGAACACGGCCCUGCACAUGGCCUGCAAGCGGGGAUCCCUGGCCUGCUUCGGGGUCAUCACCCAAAACUGCCAGAGCCACCUCACCGCCAUGGUGUCCUUCCCCAACUACAACGGACACAACUGUCUCCACUUGGCGUGCAUUAAUGGCUUCAUCUCUUUGGUGGAAAGCCUCGUUCAGCUGGGAGCAGACAUCAACGCACAGGAGCCGUGCAGCGGGAGGACGGCGCUCCACCUGGCGGUGGACCUCCAGAACCCCACGCUGGUCCGCUGCCUGCUGGAGCUGGGCGCCAACGUCAACCGCCUGAACUACGGCGGCUUCGCGCCGUACCACCUCACCUACGGCCGGCAGAACGAGGAGAUCCGCCGGCGGCUGAUGGAGCGCACGGCGCGCGAGCUCAGGGAGCUGCCCGACAGCGAGUCGGAGAGCGACAUGGAGGACCUGGACACGUCGGAGGACGAGCAGAUGUACGACGACAUCAAGUUCGGAAAGUAACGGCGUUCCCCCAGGUUCUGGUGGUUGAGAACGACAAGCUGCUAGCUGGGGUUUGCCGAGCCAAGCUCCCAAAAAGGGGACGAGUCGGGUCAUGCCCCCCCCUCUAACCCCCCCUACCCCACACUCAGACCUCCCGUCCGAGGCUCAGGCCCGCCAGUGCUGGCCCUGGGACUGCAACAAAGGAAUGAAGAAGAUGUCGGGGGGGAAAAAACACCACAGGGAGACACCAUGGCCUCCAUAUGGUGCAUCUGAAAUUGUAUAAAUAUAUAUAUAUAUAUAUAUUAUAAUGUAUAUACCAGACAGGUGUAACAUAUUGUAAAUACAGAGAUAUUAUUUUUGUACGUAGUGUGAAUUUAAACACUACUAAUGGGAAAAAAAAUGUUCCGAAAUUAAAAGGAAUUUAUGAAUAUGAGCAACUGACUCUUUUCUUUUCUCGACUGAACCAAGAGCUGAAUUUCCCUCCCCUGUGAGGAUGACUGAU